Anisakis simplex (herring worm) is the source of this 279-nucleotide messenger RNA. The record is from the annotation of a GenBank genome assembly. NCBI's taxonomy places the organism in Eukaryota, Metazoa, Nematoda, Chromadorea, Rhabditida, Anisakidae.
AUGGUUCGUGAUCUCACUAUGUCACUGCCUGAAGCCAAUUAUGUUUCACUGGGUUUGUCAGUAUUUGGUGUGGCAUUUCUCGCGAUUGGUAAAGAUUACGUAAACCCUUGGUUCAGAAAGCGAUCUCCUGUGCCUUUACCUCUUGAGCUUAUUUUGGUUAUAAUAGCCACAAUAUUCUCGAUGGUGAUGGACUUGAAGAGCACUUAUCAUGUGCAAAUUGUCGACUACAUACCGCAAGGGCGAGUGCUCUUCUCUUUCCAGUUUUAUCUGAUCAACUGA